AUGCCGGGGACCCCACCUUGCCCAGCUUUUGCCCCGGGAAGUCAUCGUGACCGGGAGAGGGGUCUGUCGGAACUAAAUCAAGCGAUAAACCAAGGCAAAGCUGGCCCGAAAAUUUUUCGGGAGCCAGGCCUUUGGAUACAUCUCACCUGCUUUUUAGCAUUCUGGUCCCAGAGUGUCUGCCUGCAGACCUCUGGUGACAGCCGAAGGCAGAGGCAUCGCUUCGACGAUGACCCCGCUGCGGACCCCCCGGAAGUGGAUUUGGAAGAAAGACUUGGUGAGUUGGAUCUUAGAAGUGAUUCAGAUGUUCCUGAUGUUCCUCCACCAACAGACAGCACUCCAGAAAUCCUCAAAAGGGCUUUAUCAGGCUUGUCUGCCAGAUGGAAAAAUUGGUGGAUUCGUGGAAUUCUCACUCUAGCUAUGAUUUCUGUGUUUUUUCUGGUCAUAUACCUGGGAUCAUUUAUGCUGAUGCUUCUGGUCUUAAGCAUCCAAGUGAAGUGUUACCAUGAAAUCAUUACUAUAGGUUACAGAGUCUACCACUCGUAUGACUUACCAUGGUUUAGAUCCCUCAGCUGGUACUUCUUGCUGUGUGUGAACUACUUCUUUUAUGGAGAGACUGUAGCUGAUUACUUCGCUACAUUUGUUCAGAGAAGAGAACAGCUUCAAUUCCUAAUUCGUUACCACAGAUUUAUAUCUUUUGCGCUCUAUUUAACAGGCUUCUGCAUGUUUGUUUUGAGUUUAGUGAAGAAACAUUAUCGUCUGCAGUUUUACAUGUUCGCAUGGACUCAUGUCACUUUGCUGAUCACUGUAACUCAAUCUCAUCUUGUCAUCCAAAAUCUCUUUGAAGGCAUGAUCUGGUUUCUGGUUCCAAUUUCAAGUGUUAUCUGCAAUGAUAUUACUGCUUACAUUUUUGGAUUCUUCUUUGGCAGAACUCCAUUAAUUAAGCUGUCUCCCAAGAAGACCUGGGAAGGGUUCAUUGGAGGCUUCUUUUCCACAGUUGUGUUUGGAUUUAUUUUUUCCUAUUUUUUGGCUCAACAUCAGUACUUUGUCUGCCCUGUGGAAUACAACAGUGAAAGCAACAGAUUUGUGACAGAGUGUGAACCUUCAGAGCUCUUUCAGAUGAAGAAGUACUCUGUGCCACCAUUGCUUCAGGCUGUGCUGGGAUGGGAAACGGUGAACAUGUACCCAUUUCAGAUGCACAGCAUUGCACUGUCAACAUUUGCCUCAUUACUUGGGCCAUUUGGAGGAUUCUUCGCCAGUGGAUUUAAAAGAGCUUUCAAAAUCAAGGAUUUCGCAGACACAAUCCCUGGGCAUGGUGGGAUAAUGGAUCGCUUUGAUUGUCAGUACUUGAUGGCCACUUUUGUUCACGUCUAUAUCACCAGUUUCAUAAGGGGUCCAAAUCCCAGCAAAUUACUGAAACAGCUGUUGAUACUUCAGCCUGAGCAACAACUAAGCGUGUAUAAAACCCUGAAAUCUCACCUUGUUGGAAAAGGGAUCCUGCAGCCGUCUCUGAGAGGGUAG
Messenger RNA from Nipponia nippon (crested ibis), 1518 nucleotides. The record is from RefSeq and is a predicted model, not a curated record. Lineage: Eukaryota; Metazoa; Chordata; Aves; Pelecaniformes; Threskiornithidae.